GUUUUACGUACUCCUGGAUCUCAGUGAAUUCGUCGUGGAGCUUUGGGGACAUGGGGAGCAGCCGUGAAACCUGCCCAUCCCCGCAAUCCAAACCCGGAUCGAAGCCCGUCGUCCCUUGAUCGAACCAUCCAUCCCUCCUUUAGUACCCCAGAUCAGCCACCACCACCUGUCAAUCCCACCGCACACCCUACCGACAGGACAAAUCCCUCCCCCUGCAGCACGCGCAACCCAUCCGCGAUGAACAUCUUCCUAGACUUCGACGGCACCAUCACCGCCAAGGACACCGUCGGCGAGCUAGCCCGGUUCGCCCUGGGCGUGCAGGCCGCCGAGGGCGCCGACCUCGCCACCGCGUGGGACGCCGUCGUGCGCGCGUACGUCGAGGACCACGGCGCCCACGCGCGGGGGUACGACCCGCCGGCGGCGGCGCGCACGGCGCCCGAGCAGGAGAUCGCGUUCCUGCGGCGCGCGAAGGCGGUGGAGGCGCGGUCGCUGGCGCGCGUGCGCGACUGCGCGCUGUUCCGGGGCAUCGAGCGGGAGGCGUUCCGGGCGGCGGGGCGCGAGCUGGUGCGCGCGGGCGCGGUGCGGCUGCGGCCGGGGUUCCGGGCGUUCGCGGCGCGGUGGGCGGCGGCGCCGGGGGCCCGCGUCUGGGUGCUGUCGGUCAACUGGUCGGCGGCCUUCAUCGAGGGCGUCUGCGGCGACGUGCCCGGCCUCACCGUCGUGGCCAACGACGUGCGCCCCGCCGACGGGUCCGUCGCCGGGCCCCCCGCCCUCGACCUCCCCGGCGACCCCCCCGGCCAGCCCCGCAUCCUCACCAACUCCCGCGACAAGCUCGACGCCAUGCACGCCCUGCUGCGCGCGGCUGCCCGCGAGGCCCACCCCUCCGUCUACUUCGGCGACUCCACCACCGACCUCGAGUGCCUCCUCGCGGCGCACCGCGGCUUCGUCGUCGCCGACCACGACGGCUCGUCGCUGCUCCAGACGCUGAGGAGGAUCGGCAAGGAGGUGCCGCAUGUAAGGAACCGAGACGCGGCGAGCAGUAAUAGCCUGGCAUGGACGUCGGAUUUCGACAGCGUGCUCGACUUAGAGCUCGUCUGAGUUGAUGAACGAAGUGCCCGCCGUGCCCGCCUCGCUUCUCCCCGAACAUCUACGUCCAUUCCGGUUUCUCGCGUAAUGCCUCCGCCUACUUAGGUGGUCACGCAGUCUAACGAAAGCACUUCCGCAUUUGGGUCUACGUAAUAAUCUACGAGAGCUCAUACUGAGGGCUCUUG
Molecule: messenger RNA, 1268 nt
Organism: Durotheca rogersii
Lineage: Eukaryota; Fungi; Ascomycota; Sordariomycetes; Xylariales; Xylariaceae
Product: haloacid dehalogenase-like hydrolase-domain-containing protein
Exons: 1
Coding region: 238-1095 (285 amino acids)
Source: RefSeq, a predicted model, not a curated record